This is a messenger RNA of Epinephelus moara (kelp grouper), 3472 nucleotides long. Its product is annotated as pyridoxal kinase-like. The coding region runs from base 176 to 1111 and encodes 311 amino acids. NCBI's taxonomy places the organism in Eukaryota, Metazoa, Chordata, Actinopteri, Perciformes, Serranidae. Gene Ontology annotation, cellular component: cytosol. The record is from RefSeq and is a predicted model, not a curated record. The transcript has 11 exons. Gene Ontology annotation, biological process: pyridoxal 5'-phosphate salvage. Gene Ontology annotation, molecular function: pyridoxal kinase activity.
GAAACCAAAUGUCACUAGCGGUGGCACCGCUUCUGCCCUUCAAUGCUGGAGUUAUUCCUCACAUGCUAAGUAUCGGCGUAUCAGAGGCUGCACACAUUUUUAAUGCAGCUCUAGGGCUUGUCUCGUCUGUUGUCUCUGCGCGGUGUUUUUAAACGCAGUCGGAAUAAUUGCGAUAAUGGAGUGUCGUGUGUUGUCCAUUCAGAGUCAUGUUGUCAGGGGAUACGUUGGGAACAAGUCGGCAACAUUCCCGUUGCAGGUGCUGGGCUUUGAAGUGGACUCUAUCAACUCUGUGCAGUUCUCCAAUCACACAGGCUACGCCCACUGGAAAGGCCAAGUACUGACAGCAGAGGAGCUAAAUGUGCUUUAUGAGGGCAUUAAGCUCAAUAAGGUGAACCACUAUGACUACAUCCUCACAGGAUACAGCAGAGACGCCUCCUUCCUGGAGAUGGUGGUUGACAUUAUUCAGGAGCUGAAGAAGACCAAUCCCAGCCUGGUAUAUGUUUGUGAUCCAGUGAUGGGAGACCACGGUGCUAUGUAUGUUCCAGAGUACCUGCUGCCAGUUUACAGGGACAAAGUAGUGCCUAUAGCAGACAUCCUCACCCCCAACCAGUUUGAAGCAGAGAUAUUAACUGGGAGGAAAAUCACCACAGAGCAGGAUGCUGUUGAGGUGAUGGACUUGCUUCAUAAAAUGGGUCCAGAGACUGUGGUCCUUACUAGUACAGACCUGCCCUCGAAACGUGGGGACCAGUUCCUGGUGGCCCUCGGAAGCCAAAAAAUAGUGAAACCAGAUGGGAGCAACACCAGUCAGAAAAUCUGCAUGGACAUCCCCAAAGUGGACGCUGUGUUUGUGGGGACAGGAGACCUGUUUGCUGCCAUGUUGCUAGCCUGGACUCACCAUCACCCCAAAGACCUGAAGACUGCCUGUGAAAAGACUGUUUCAGUCAUGCACCAUGUCAUUAAGAGGACCAUCACUUAUGCCAAUGAGAUGGCCGGCCCAGGGAAAAGGCCCAGUCCUGCACAACUGGAGCUGAGGAUGGUUCAGAGCAAAGCCGACAUCGAGAAACCUGCCAUUGUAGUGGAAGCGAAGGUUCUACAAAAGCCUUCCCACUGAAGAUUGUAACGUUAUUGUGAACAUUCACAAUGCGCUGGUACAAAUCGGCUUCAAAUCUGGGCGGUCCGCCAGACACAUGUAGGAUUUUUGCAUCAAAGACUGUCACGUGUCUCUGCCUUACAGAAUCUCUGAAGGAGUGCUACUAUGUUUUCAUAGGUUCAGCAGGAUUUGUUGUUCGUACAUUCUGCUCAGAAACACUGGAAUCACUGCCAUAUGCGUCUGUACUAUGGCCUGUGUAGACAUCAUCUGACAUUCAAAAGAAAAAAAGGACAUUAGCCAACGAUGUUUAGGGUUAAAGGUAGUGUAAGUGUACUUGAAUCCUUUUUAACACGGUUGAAAUGAUUUCUCAUCUUAAAUUAAGCUGAUAAAUGCAUGCAUGACCAUGCCUCUACUUGUUUUGGCUAUGAUCCUAUUUGAGGACUAGUCACAUUUACUUAAAGUGUGUUGCUCUCAAGGCAUUAUAAGCACAUCAAUAUACAAUUUAUUAUAUGAGUAAUGAAAAGAUAAUGAUUUAGGCCUAACACAAAAUUCAGAAACAAAGGGGUUAACAGCUUCUAGUGCAAAAAGAUACUUUUUUUUUAACAAUGAUGUCAGAUUCACAGAGCAUUUUAUUGCAUUGUGAGUUUUCUGAAAUGAUCAUAAUAAAAAUGUAUGAAUGCAUGCAGUGUGCUUAUAAUGUACUUGGGUGUUUUAUCAUGCACUUUAAGAUUAGUGUCAUCACCAAUAGAUCCAGAUUGGAUGCAUUAUAAGCGCUGGCAUGAAGUGUAUCGUGACUCCCACAAACUGUCAAACAUCUUAUGCAAUUAAUAUGUAGUCGAUACGGUUUCAUUACCCCAGUGUGUUUCAUUUUUAAUUGUAACUUAAUGAUAAUCAUGAGAAUAGCUGAUGUCUUAAAAUUGUUAUUUUAAUCAAUUUUCUGGGAAGGAAAAAAAAAGUUUUUCACCUCUUUUUUUAAUUCUGCAUUGAUGUCUUGAACUAGCAGAUGUAAUAACAUGUUAGAUCCAUGUCUUAAGCAUCUCAAAUUGAGGUAUUUGCACAGAUAAUCUUUAAUAUAUUUACUAAUGAUCAUUGUUUUUCAUUUUUUUCGACUGUUGUCAUAUCUCAACAAAAGAGUCAGUAUGAGAGACCAUGGUGUAAAUUAGCCUUAACAGGGUUAAGAAGAAAACAUUGGUUGUGAAUGUUUUUUUGUGUACCAAUGUAAUAGUUGAUCCUCACAUGUUAUGUAAUGUUAGAAAGUCAAGUGCCAAACCUUGAGCUGCUGCUCUGACGUAGAGCAAUAUAAGAAUAGAAGUAAUAAAUGAAUAAUAUUUUACUGAAACUGUCUUUUAUUGCUAGGUGUCAAGAUGAGUCACCCAAGCAUGUCGUAUUUAUUUUUAGGGACAGGUCUACUAACUCUGGGUCAAGAGCAUAGUCAAGGUUGAACAGCAGGAAUAAUGCAAGGGAAUAAAAAUGAUUUUCUGGCAUCAGAAAUAAACUAAACACACUAUUUUGUAAAGAUUUAAAUUACUGAGAUGUAGAGUGACAUAUAAUUCCCUUGGGUACUUAACAUUUUACACGUUAAACUUAAAUUACUUUUAAAUUUUACCUCAGAAAGUCAUAAAUGGCUUAUUAAAAAGGUACUUAAAAACAUAUGUGAUUGCAUUUGUUCUUCAUGUAUUGCAAAGAGGACAAAAGGAGAAACCAGACUAGGUGCUUUUAAUCUGAAAGGGUACGGAAAUAAAAACAAGGAAAGAAAAAGAACAAAGGCAAACAAGCCAGCUUCCAAGUGCUUACUAUAUUGUGUGAUUAGGGCCAGGUAACCGCUCUGUUUUGCGAACACUAAUCCACAGUAUGAAUAGCCAGCAUUGACCCAAAUAACUAGGCAGGCCAAUAUGUCAGCCCAACUGCAACCUGGAUACAGUAAGCAAAGUUGGAAGCACACUUCCUCCAUUUGGCACUAUCAACAAGGCAACCUGAGAGAGAAUCUCCAGGUUCUUUUGUGAAAGAGAAGGGAUUACCUUGUUUUAAUGACUGGAUCAUGUUUGAGACAUUAUAGUCCAGCAAGAUAAAGUGGCAUAUGUUAUCAGCAGACAUGGCAGAUUUGUCAAACAAAAGGCCUUGGGGAUUAUGUGGACAAGUUUCUGAUCCCUCAGCUUGUCUCACUUUAGAUUUGUGCUGCAGCUAUGCAAAAGCACCAGCAGGGGGCUAAAGAGCUCUAAAGUUGAUCAAACAUGCACACCUAUUCAGGGAAUAACUUAAAUGAUAUGUCACUAGCUGUGCAGGGUUGACAAUUGGGAGAAAAUUGUCUAUUAAAAAAGUAAUGCUUUGUGCACAUUACCACUGCAAGGUCAGGAAAAUGGAUUCCAGGCAUUGAGUAUUAAA